AUGAGCGACCGGCGACCAUCGCACCGCAGCCGCAGCCGCGACCGGCGGCGCAGCCCCGACCAGACGCGGCGACGGAGCUCCGACCGGCGCCAAAGCCGAAGCCCGGACCGACGUCGUCGUAGCCGCAGCCCCAGCGCCGAGCGGUCGCGCCGCCGCAAGCGCAGCGCCAGCCGCGAUCGUAGUCGUAGCUCCGACAACGAUCGCAAGACGAGCAAGAAGACAAGCGACAAGCGAACAUCGCGCAAGGCAGCUGAUACGAGCAGUAGCAGCGACAGCAGCAGCGACAGCAGCAGCAGCGACUCGGACGACGAGCGUCGCCGUCGUCAUGCCAAGAAGGCGUCGUCCAAGAAGGACAAGAAGGACAAGAAGAGCAAGAAGAGCAAGAAGAGCAAGAAGAAGAAAGCAUCAUCCCAUGCCAUCAACCAGAACGAAUAUGGCAAGUAUGGCAUUCUGCGCGAGACCGACUUCCACGCCAAGGCCGUCUCGUUCCAAGCCUGGCUCCGCGACGUCAAGAAGAUCCCUGACUUUAACGGACCCAAGUACGAGGCCAUGGACCACUUCCGCGACUACAUGGAGGACUACAACACGGCGACGCUGCCGCAUGCGAAAUACUACGACAUUGAAAAGUACGAGCAGCGCCAGUUGGCCAAGGAGCAGGCCAAGCGCGCCAAGCGACACAAGCCCCGCGCUGCGGAAGAAGAGGCGACGGCGUAUGCGGAGCGCAUGCGGCAGCGCGCCGAAGCGAACAAGAAGGAGUUCGCGCUCAUUUUGCAGACCAUGGACCGCGGCAAGAUCGAAAGCAUGCGCGAGCAGCAGCGCCUCCGCGACCAGAUGCAGAUGCACUACAAGGCCGGCAACAUGGACGAAGCGCGGCGCCUCGAGCACCUGCUCACCAAGAAGGACGAGGCCAAGCCCGAGCCCGAGUUCAAGCCCGACACGGGGCGUCAUUUUUAGUCUAAAAUCUAUCCACUGGAUACUGCUG
Saprolegnia parasitica CBS 223.65 is the source of this 982-nucleotide messenger RNA. RefSeq lists its product as hypothetical. Lineage: Eukaryota; Oomycota; Saprolegniomycetes; Saprolegniales; Saprolegniaceae. The coding region runs from base 1 to 954 and encodes 317 amino acids. The transcript is spliced from 2 exons. The record is from RefSeq and is a predicted model, not a curated record.